AUGGGCAUCUGCCAGUCCUGCCUCGGGAGGCGCGACAAGGAUGACUAUGAUGAAAACGAAGAAGGCAGGCUGCUGUACGAGGAUGGCAACGGCAUGCAGUACGGCAGCUUCGGUGACCCAGCAUUGGGCGGCGACGAGACGAUAGAGGCGCAGCGAGAGAAUGAAGCUCUACAAAGAGUUGUUGCGAAGACGUCCAACAACAUGGUUGAUGUUUUCGAGAUUGCGCCUCAGACUUCUUCAAAUCGGGGCACCAACUCGACACCAUUUGCAUACGCCGGUCAAGGAGCCCGGGUGGCGCGAUACCAGCAUUUAGUCUCCAAGCUUAAUGCUGAUGAAGACGCUGACAUGUCCGGCAUCAAGGUUGACUGGCUGGCGGAGGACGACACGGUCGAGUCGCAGAGCAACCGGCCCGCGAGUAUCAAAACGCUCGAGGACGACAAUGGCGGUGGUCCCCUCGUUGGAACCUUCGCGGAUGCUGCUGCAGCCAUGAAGUAA
Molecule: messenger RNA, 495 nt
Organism: Purpureocillium takamizusanense
Lineage: Eukaryota; Fungi; Ascomycota; Sordariomycetes; Hypocreales; Ophiocordycipitaceae
Exons: 3
Coding region: 1-495 (164 amino acids)
Biological process (GO): regulation of receptor recycling; endosomal transport; cellular response to amino acid stimulus
Cellular component (GO): membrane raft; late endosome membrane; Ragulator complex
Source: RefSeq, a predicted model, not a curated record